GGCACGUUGCUAUUCGCGCGCGGCCACGACCUCCGCUUCAUCUUUACCGAGAUAGCAUCUACAGUCCCCGGCGAGGGUGCGAGUGAUGCCGCUACUCGGCAGCAUUAUGACCAUCGCCGUUGAUAGUCCGACAACGGCGUCCACGAGCGUCUUCGAGGGGAACAUGACGUGGUCUCGACCAAUCAGUGGUGGCUCUACGUUUUCGAGUAACGAGGCCCACCCGACACGUGCGAUCCCGUACGGUGAGCGUCAGGCCGUGGCAGCUACCAGCGAUCGUGUUAAUCGCCUCCACAGUGGCGGAGGUGCAGAGACAGAAGCGAGCGAAAACGCUGCUAGAAACAACGAAAAAUACACCGAGGGCGGCGAGCGUGGCAUUGCAACGAAGAGAAAGGGCGACGUGGCAGCAAGAAAGGAAGCUUCCCACCAUUGCGGCCAGACUUCAGAAAGUCGAGUUUGUGGCAGGAACACCGUAGGCGCGACAAAGAGUGGGGAAACUGCAUUUACUGGCGAAGAAAACGUGGCAGGGAUAGGCACUGGAGGUGGCGGCGGUGAACAAAGUGUCGACGGCAUAGGCAGUACUAACGAUAGUGUAAGUGUGAGUACAGGUAUAUCGAAUAGCACGGAGGAGGGAGUCGCGAUCGAAUACGGGAAGGGUCUGUUGCUCUUCGGUUUUAGCGACACGAUGGAGGACAUGAUCGGUUCGUUCAAUGACUCGUUCAACAUGAGUCACCGUCAUCCUUGGAACCUUAGCUUGUAUAACGAUACUUUGAUCGUUCUGGGUGAGAGUCUGUAUCCGUCGGGAUAUACCCUUCCGCACAUUGUACUUGCGUCUAUCCUGGCGACGAUGCUGAUGAUCGUGAUUGUCGUGGGAAAUAUGCUAGUGAUAAUCGCCAUCGCCACGGAAAAGGCGCUCAAGAACAUACAGAAUUGGUUUAUAGCCAGCCUCGCGGUAGCGGACUUCUUUCUCGGCCUCGUGAUCAUGCCAUUCUCGCUCGCUAACGAAAUCAUGGGCUAUUGGAUCUUCGGAUAUUGGUGGUGUGACAUUUAUUCCGCCAUGGACGUGCUGCUGUGUACAGCCAGUAUUAUGAAUCUGUGCCUCAUCAGCCUGGACAGAUUUUGGAGCAUCACCCAAGCGGUCGACUACCUGAAGAAAAGAACGCCGGCUAGAGCGGCGCUCAUGAUCGCUCUCGUCUGGCUGUUAUCGGCGCUCGUUUGUAUACCUCCGUUACUCGGGUGGAAAAGACCCACUCCGGAAGAAGAGUAUCCCAAGUGCGAGCUGUCGGAGGACAUCGGGUAUGUCCUUUAUUCUGCUCUGGGCAGCUUCUACAUCCCAUCUUGUAUCAUGGUCUUCGUCUACAUACGUAUAUACUUCGCUGCCAAGGCUCGCGCGCGUCGCGGCAUCCGGAAACAGCCACGUCCACGCGCGGUAGUUCCGCCGGAAUCGCCCGACGUCAGGCAGACGAGCUUCACUCAGAGCACGCCGGCGACCGAUACCAAGAAACCACCGGGAUUAGUCAUGGAAAACGUCGCCACAAUCGAGAACCAACCGGUCCAGAUACCGAUUGUCACGUGCGACUUUGCCAGCGACGUCAGCACGUCGGAGGCUGAUCCCGGUGGAGGCAUCAGUAUACAAAUGGAGGAGAAAGACACGCUGAAGGUGAGCGUACCGGUACCGGCGCAAAAAAGCAGCCUGAAGGCGACCUUGUCGGUGAACGGGGAUGGGCAAUCGGGCGGUCAGAACGUGCCGGCGCGAUGCCGAGCGCCCAGCGUCGGCAUCGACGUCGACAUGGUGUCCGAGUUCGAUCCCUCAUCGUCGGACAGCGGCGUCGUGUCGAGAUGCGCGGUGGUGAAGCCGCUGAAGUUGCGUCUGUGCCAGCCGAUCUUUGGUCGCAAGCACAUAGGUAAGUUGAAGAAGGAGCACGGCGACGCGGCGCGACACGCCGGCAAGGACGAGUCAGGCGGCGGCGACGCCAAGACGGCGAAGCCGCGCGACCCGGAGAGAGAGAAGAGGAGACUGGCGAGAAAGAAGGAGAAACGGGCAACCCUGAUCCUGGGCUUCAUAAUGGGCAGCUUCAUCGCUUGCUGGCUGCCCUUCUUUGUCCUUUACAUCGUCAAGCCCCUCUUCCCCAAGUUUGAGAUACCCACGCAAGCCUUCGUGAUCGCUUUCUGGCUCGGCUACAUGAACUCGGCGCUGAACCCCUUCAUCUACACCGUUUUCAACAAGGACUUCCGCCGCGCCUUCCGCCGGAUACUCUUUAAAUGAGCGAUGCAGUAUAGCGUCGACCAAGAGGGACGCUAGCGAUAACCAUAUUCUUCAUCCUCGGGUACACCGAUACAGAUCGUACCUCGAGGAUGUUUCUCUCGAUCGCAUCGCGCGACAGCCGAUCAGUUUCCUCGAAUGAUCUCCGAGGGAAACAUUGAUCGCAUGGCGGCGAGUGGAAUUCUACAAUGCCGCGAAAGAAUCUGCGAAAUAUGGAGUCAGAAAUGCGCGACACGCUCACGACAGAGAAGUUCGCAUUUCAGAUCGAAAGAAGUUUUCCAGCUGAUUUUGUUUUUUUAAAUGCGAAGCGAGCAGCGGAAAAUGCGCAUUGUGAAAAAUGCUUGGACAAGACAUGCCGCUUCAUAUAUCCCUUUGGGACCUUUGUCAUCUUCCGAGAAGACGGAGACGAAGAGAUUCUUCUUGCGUCCGUCAAAUCAAUGUA
Formica exsecta is the source of this 2702-nucleotide messenger RNA. RefSeq names its product alpha-2A adrenergic receptor (gene Octalpha2R). The transcript is spliced from 3 exons. Gene Ontology annotation, molecular function: G protein-coupled amine receptor activity. Gene Ontology annotation, cellular component: membrane. NCBI's taxonomy places the organism in Eukaryota, Metazoa, Arthropoda, Insecta, Hymenoptera, Formicidae. The coding region runs from base 86 to 2263 and encodes 725 amino acids. The record is from RefSeq and is a predicted model, not a curated record. Gene Ontology annotation, biological process: adenylate cyclase-activating adrenergic receptor signaling pathway.